AAUCCUUACCUACCACUACUCAUCAUGGCUUUAUCUAAGGGACCACUGGAACCACUAUCAAGAGCUGAGAAGAUACCAAAAGCACCUCCUGUACUACAGACAAGCAAAUGUAUAGCAGCUAUUGACUUUGGAACAUCAUCUCUAUCAGUAGCAUAUAUUGCUCCAACAACAGGAGAAGAUGUAAAAGUUGUACAACUUCACAGUACAUUGGAAAGAGUCCCUAAUUCAAUACUAAUCAGGAAGGACCAGAAAAAAGAAUACAAAGUCAUUGGGAUUGGACAUCAAGCACAAAGCACAUACAGUGACCUCGAAGAUGAUGCCCAUAACUUUAUUUAUUUUGAAAGAAUAAAAAAAUUACUUGCAAGAGAUCAAACAUUAGAUCGUACUACUGAAGUCCCUUCAUUCACUGGUGGUUCUUAUUAUCUUAUUGAAGUUAUAGCUUUCAUACUAACACACCUCAAGGAGAAGCUGUUGAUUGAUCAUCUGAAAGGAAACUACAAGUCAAGUGAUUUUGAUUGGGUCAUUACUGUUCCUGCUAUAUGGAAAGCAAGAGCAAGAAGAAUGAUGAGAGAAGCUGCUUAUAUGGCUGGUCUGACUUCUGAUGGUCCUGGUAUAACAAGGUUCACUUCAGUUGGUUCCCCUUUACCAUGUCCAGAGGAGGUUAAUCCUGAGAAGCUAUCAUUAGCUCUAGAACCAGAAGUAGCUGCUAUAUAUGCACAUAAGAACUCAGAAGUUAAAGGCCUUCGUCCACAGAGAUAUAUGGUAGUUGAUAUAGGAGGAGGUACAGUUGAUAUUACUGUACAUGAUAAGAAUACUGGGAGAAUUAGUGUAGUACAGCCACCAAUGGGGAACAACUGGGGAGGUACUACUGUCAAUGAAGCAUUUUCAAUGUUACUACAAGAAAUAGUUCAAGACAAAGGCUUUGAGGCUUUCAUAGAAUCAGAUGCUAGUGCCCAAGCUACACUAAAUAAACUUUUCUAUGAAGAAUUUGAAGAGCGAAAAAAAAGAUUUGGAAAUGCAACUGAUGAAAGUAUUGAUAAAAUAGUAGUAACACUGCCACAUGCUAUGAUGCAGUUCUAUUGCAAUGAUAAGCUACAACAAGCAGCAAAAUUUAAGAUAGAUUACAAUCCAAAAAAAUGUUCUCUAUCGAUUAGUUUCAAAGUUUUAGAAGAGAAGGUAUUUAAACCCACAAUAGAUAAGAUCAUGGAGUGUGUGAGGGCUGUAUUUGAUAAUCUGAAGCGUGAUGGAAUUCAAAUCGAUAUAGUUUAUCUAGUAGGAGGGUUUGGAGGGUGUAGUUUUGUUAGUCAAAAGAUGGAAAAAGCUAUCGCUCAGCAUUGUGACAUUCUUAAUGAUAAUGUGGAAUGUCCUAUACACCCAGAUCUUGCUGUUGUAAAAGGAGCAGUAAUGUGGAGGAAAGAUCCAAACAUAAUCCAAUCACGUGUUGCUGAUGCUACCUAUGGGACAGGAUGUGGGCCUGGAUUUGACCCAUUAAUACAUGAUAAACAAUACAGGUACAUAGAUGAAGAUGGUGAACAAUAUUGUGGCAAUGUCUUUAAUGUAUUUGUACUCAAAGGAGAAGAGAUCAAGGAUGAAAUAUAUAAGACCACAUUAAUACCUCAUUCUCAAAAAAUCACACAAGCUGAUACCCCUAUAUACUGUACAACAGAUGAUGGAGUUCAGUAUACAGUAGAUAAAGAAGGUAAACUAACAGUACGUAAGAUUGGUGAGUUAAUACUUGAUAUUCCUAAUCCUGAUAAUGUACCAAGAAAUGAGAGGAAAUACGACGUAUUUAUGGAUUUCAGAGGUACUGAGAUACAAGCAAGAGCUCAGUAUAGCAUCACAGGAAAAGAAGUAAAAACAGUUUGUGACUUUCUUUCAAAACAAGAUUAAUGCCAAUAACUUCUAGCAAAAAAAAU
Molecule: messenger RNA, 1916 nt
Organism: Amphimedon queenslandica
Lineage: Eukaryota; Metazoa; Porifera; Demospongiae; Haplosclerida; Niphatidae
Product: heat shock 70 kDa protein 12A-like
Exons: 3
Coding region: 25-1890 (621 amino acids)
Molecular function (GO): ATP-dependent protein folding chaperone; ATP binding
Source: RefSeq, a predicted model, not a curated record